Messenger RNA from Striga hermonthica, 882 nucleotides. NCBI's taxonomy places the organism in Eukaryota, Viridiplantae, Streptophyta, Magnoliopsida, Lamiales, Orobanchaceae. The record is from the annotation of a GenBank genome assembly.
AUGUCCAAUGGGAUGACUCCUUUAACAUUUGCUUCAUAUUCAAAUGCACUGGCCUCACUUGUUCUGCUUCCACUCUCUUUUUUCAUUUACAGAUCUGCUCUUCCUCCGCUUUUUCUCGCUUUCGUUUGUGGGUUCUUCUUGCUUGGAUUUAUCGGGAUGGAAAAGUUCAAAAUCACAAGUAAGACCACAGUGGCUAAAUCUAUAGGGACUCUGGUAACAGUGAUUGGUGCUCUGAUCAUAACUCUUUAUCAGGGCCCUCCAAUUAUGGGAUUUUCAUCUCAUGUCUCGAAUGAUGCUUCUUCUUUUCACAUUCCCACGAACUACUCGUCUGCUUGGCUAAUCGGGGGACUGCUUCUUACUAUUGACUGUGUGGUGUCAGCAUUGUUUAUCAUUGCACAAGCCAUGGUUCUCCUAAAAUGCCAUGCAGAGCUCAUUCUCAUGUUAUUCUACAGUUGCUUUAUCGCCAUUUUAUCUGCACUAGUCUCUUUGAUUGUUGAAAAAGACUUAAAUGCAUGGAGCCUCAAACCUAAGAUGAGGUUGAUUCCUGUUAUAUACUCGGCUUUUUUUGGAAAUACAUUCCAAGUAUCGAUUAUAAUGUGGUGUGUGAGAAGAAGGGGACCUGUGUUUGUAUCACUUUUCCAUCCUUUGGGAGUUGUUUUUGCAAUGGCACUUGGUAUCAUCAUUUUGGGAGAGGCCCUCUACCUUGGAAGUCUAAUAGGAUCGAUUGUUACCGUGGUUGGUUUUUACUGUGUCAUCUGGGGAAAAGCCAAAGAAGCAAAGAUGACUAAUGAUGAUGAGGGCUCCACGAAAAACAUGGAAUCAAAUGACCAAAGGGCUCCUCUUUUACAGAAUAUCUGCGAGGGCAGAAUUAUCAGUCCAUGA